CUUGAUAUAAAGUUUCAAGCAUUGGGUGGACUCUUUGUUGGGAGCGUUGCAUAUUAUCUUUUCUUCAUGUUCUUUAUCUAAUAUGGUGGUGUUGUAUUCUUAUGUGCCCUCACUUGCUGCGAUCUUAAUACUUUUUCCCAGCUUGACGUCUGCCUCCCUCCUAUCACAUUUCGGGAUCUUCACCAUCGAACCUCAUAUUCCUGCAAUCAAAAUGAGGCAGACGGCCGAAACAUGCGCCGUCAAGCUCGAAGGCCAAUCUUCCGAGUACAGCCUUGCAAUGCGCAUUGGAAUCUACACAUGCAUAACAGCCAUUUACAUUUCACGAUUUCUAUUACUGAGCCGUCUGGACGUGCUCCGACUUUGCACCUAUGUCUUUUUCAUUCCUAUUUUCGUCACCACCCUCAUUCACAUUGCGAACAUCCGCAACACAUUCACUGUGGAGAUUUUCAUUUUGUUACAGCUGCUGACAUGGCUGUGCUUCAGGGACAUCCGAGGGAGGAAGCAGCCUACCCGAUUUCCUUCUAGAUCAAACAUAUUUCAUGUUUCAGCCACCCUUAUUCUCCGCGGGACGUUGGUUGGUCUCAACCUCUGGUUCUGGUUCGUCGCAAUCGAACAGACCAAAAGAGGUCCUUGUAGCACCACGCCCGUCUUCUUCUUCUGGAAGUUCGAUAUGCUUGGUUGGUUCAGAAUGUUAAUGAAGGUCAUAAGCAUCAUUGUGGGCUGCCUCUAUCUCAAUUCGCUCUUCUGGAUCUUCCUGGACUUCUGGAGUCAGGAGAAAUUCGCAGAGUCCGAGGAUGCGAAAGCUGCGAUCAUGGCGUUCGAACUAUCCCGAACAAUGCAGACCGACACACAAAAGCAAUCCCAAAGAUCUGCCAGGGGACAUAGCAGAUCACCCAGUAAUAGCACUAUCCGAACAUUCAGUCCGUUCGAGAGGCAGCAUUCCAGGUCCGGCUCCAACGCAUCAUGGGGAACGAUCUCCACACUGGCAGACGAUGACAAUAUGUCUGAACGGGUUGAACGCAUACGUUCUUCGAUGUUGAAGAAAUCUGCUUCACUCAGCAGCAUCAAGUCGUUUAAAGACCCGUCACGUCACUUUCAUAGCCCACUGUUCGAAGGAGUAUAUCGCGGGGAGCAGUUCUUGGACGAUUGCAUUGCUGCGGGAGAGCAAGGACGUCUCCGAAUAAGAUAUCCCAGGCUCAGCCGACUCAUUUUCGGCAAGAAAACUCAGCCGGACUUAGAAGAAUACUCUGCCUACGACCUAGUAUACCGAAAACAACCUUCCUACAUCGGCUGCGUAGUAAGACAUUUCGGAGCACUUUUGACCUUCCAUUUCCCAAGACAUUGCGCCAUCAUCUUCCACCAUCUGAAUGCUUCGCGGAAGCUCAAUGGUUUCAGUUCACCCUUCCAGGUCUAUGCCGCCCUAACCUGUUCCGACACUGCGCCUUCUCAGCGGUGCAUUGCCAUCGCUUCAAGCAUUCGGCUUUCACGACAAAAGAGACCUGCAUUGCCAAUCGUCUGGGCAGUCUCAGAGAUUUUCAAAAAUAUCUUUGUGAUACUGCAAAUCGAACUAACGAUCUUUUGGAACGGAGCUGGUCACUCUGACCGGUUCGACGAUGUAGGACAAAUGAUCCCCGUGGUUCUUGGUGCAAGCGCCCUCAUCUGGGCUAUCUGGAAGAGUGUCGCGCAAUUGGGGGAGACAGAUGACGCUUCUGAAAGCUGGGAUUCCCUCUGCACGAGUGAUCCAUGGGAGCGCAGGUUCAUAUCCGCGUACCAGGAGUGGAAGAGAGACACUGGAAAACAAAGCGAUUAAACAAUGCCAACUUAGUAAUGCGGGUGAUCCGAGCAUUUGUCGCAUCGCUCGGACAUCGUGUAGAGUAAAUGUGACGCCCAC
Molecule: messenger RNA, 1891 nt
Organism: Aaosphaeria arxii CBS 175.79
Lineage: Eukaryota; Fungi; Ascomycota; Dothideomycetes; Pleosporales
Exons: 3
Coding region: 83-1810 (575 amino acids)
Source: RefSeq, a predicted model, not a curated record